GACUGUAGUGUGAGACUAUCAAAUACGCGUACAGCUACGCGCAAUAUCUGUUGUCACAUAGAAGUAUUAGGCCUAAGAAAUGGUGACGGUGUAAAACAGCAGAAGUGCAUUGCUUUCACUAGUUAGAGACCUUUGGAAAGGCGAUGAGUACUAAGCACGGAUAUCCUCGUCUGACGAGACGUCUACGAACUAUUGUUUCAAGACGAAUUCGUUUGCCUGAUGGUUUUAUUAUCUUACUUGAAGACGUGACGCGUGAAAUAUUACGUCAUCAGCCAAUAGACAUUCCCAGCUUUGCUGCUGCCCAUUUUGAAAGUUUGUUACAAAAGAGAGAACAAUGGAUCAGAACAGAUAAACCUGAUUCUUCCAAAGUAUUAUCAUCUGGUUCUACUGAAGAGGAAGUAGCUGCUAUAAAAAUACAGUCAAUGUACAGAGGACGUACAGUACGGAAGCAGUGUAAUGUUCAGAACAAACCUCAGAGUCCACAGGACGUUGUCAACGUGCACACCAGUGCAAGUGAACCAGUAGGAAAGGAAUCAAAUAUUCUGAAUAUGAACAAUGAAAAACUAGAAACCAAUGGAUGCCAAAAUAUCGACCUCGAAGAGGACGAAUCACUGCAGUUAGCAGCAACAAAAAUUCAAGCAAGUUUUCGUGGCCAUAAAGUGAGAAAGAACCUGGGAGCAAACAAACCUGUGUCAAAUUCUUUGAAACACACAUCGAAAGAAGCAAACAACAACUUAAAAAAUGGACGUGACAAUGUAGAAGGCGAUGAAUCUGCCAAUUUAACAAAGGAAACUGUGGAUAACGAGCUCGAAGGAGCUGCAAUAAAACUUCAAGCGCAGUUUCGUGGCUACAAAGCUAGGAAAAGUAUCAGAAAUCAUGAACAAAACCAUACACUUUCUACAUCUUCACAUACAACUGUGCAAAUGACAGAAAAACACCCAGAAAAAGAUGUAACAUCAGUUGAAAAUGAUACUGAUUUAGUACAAGCUACAAUCAAAAUUCAAGCGUCUUUCCGUGGGCGAAUGACGAGAAAACAAUUGAACAUAGAGAAUGAUGAAAAUUUUUCACAAGUGAAGAGCGAGCUCACUGACCAAACAGGAAAUUCACAUGUAAACAUCAAAGUUAAUCAUUCUGAAAAGGUGGAAAGACUAAAUGAGCCAGAGAAAACUGUGAAUAGAAGUGAUAUAAACCAGCCGGGCGAAGUGAUGGAAAAUGAAUACAAUGGGACGAUACUAAUAAGAAAUGGGUCAGCUGAUGAACAGGAAAAAAACUUCAAUCGAAUUCAGUCGAAAGGAUUGGUAGAACUUGGAAGUUUAGCAGCUAAUGGGACCAACAAAAGUUCAAUUAUGAGCUUUCAAAAUGAGUUAAUAGAAGACAAAGAAAUGGAAAACGCUGCAGUUAAAAUCCAAGCAAAUUUCCGCGGUCAUUUAGCUCGUAAGAAUCUACAAUCCACGGGUAUUCAUCAGAAGCAAGACUCAUUCCAAGGAGUAAGUGAAUCACAUAGUGAAUAUAAUGAAAAUUUGACUAUAAGCUCUCAGAAUGGGCUAACAGAAGACAAAGAAAUGGAAACUGCUGCAGUUAAAAUCCAAGCAAACUUCCGCGGUCAUUUAGCUCGUAAGCAUCUUCAAACAUCAGAUAUUUAUCACAAACAAGAAGCGUUCCAAGAACUAAAUGAAUCACCUGGUGAGAACAACGAAAAUUUGACUAUAAGCUCUCAAAAUAAGUUAACAGAAGACAAAGAAAUGGAAAAUGCUGCAGUUAAAAUCCAAGCAAACUUCCGCGGUCAUUUAGCUCGUAAACAUCUUCAAACAUCAGAUAUUUAUCACAAACAAGAAGCGUUCCAAGAACUAAAUGAAUCACCAGAUGAGAACAAUGAAAAUUUGACUAUAAGCUCUCAAAAUGGGUUAACAGAAGAGAAAGAAAUGGAAAAUGCUGCAGUUAAAAUCCAAGCAAACUUCCGCGGUCAUUUAAUUCGUAAGAAUCUUCAAACAUCAGAUAUUUAUCACAAACAAGAAGCGUUCCAAGAACUAAAUGAAUCACCAGACGAGAACAAUGAAAAUUUGACUAUAAGCUCUCAAAAUGGGUUAAUAGAAGACAAAGAAAUGGAAAAUGCUGCAGUUAAAAUCCAAGCAAACUUCCGCGGUCAUUUAGCUCGUAAACAUCUACAAACCACGGGUAUUCAUCAGAAGCAAGACUCAUUCCAUGACACAGGUUUAUUGUCCAACGACCUCGACGAGGAUGUAACUCUCAACUGUCAAAGAAGAUCAUGCAACAGAUCGAAUGCAGCCAUGAUUGAUAAUUUUUGUAUCAAACAAUAA
Limulus polyphemus (Atlantic horseshoe crab) is the source of this 2318-nucleotide messenger RNA. Its product is annotated as abnormal spindle-like microcephaly-associated protein homolog. The coding region runs from base 144 to 2318 and encodes 724 amino acids. The transcript is spliced from 4 exons. Lineage: Eukaryota; Metazoa; Arthropoda; Merostomata; Xiphosura; Limulidae. The record is from RefSeq and is a predicted model, not a curated record. Gene Ontology annotation, molecular function: calmodulin binding.